This is a messenger RNA of Panicum virgatum (switchgrass), 3435 nucleotides long. Its product is annotated as phytoene dehydrogenase-like. Lineage: Eukaryota; Viridiplantae; Streptophyta; Magnoliopsida; Poales; Poaceae. Gene Ontology annotation, molecular function: oxidoreductase activity. The record is from RefSeq and is a predicted model, not a curated record. The transcript has 17 exons. Bases 70 to 1653 code for a protein of 527 amino acids.
GCCUCGCGGGGACAAACCAGCCACUCGUCGCCGCGCGCUCCUCGAUUCCGGAACCUUCCUGCGGACGGAAUGUGUGGAUGCUCGGCCCUCGUCGCCGGAGGCCGGGCGCCUCCGUCCUCCAUCCCUCGCCGGCUCCGCCGCCGCCGAGGGAGCUCCGUGCGGGCAGAGGUCUCGCCAGGCGCCGAGUCCGAGCGGAAGAAGGUCGCCGUCGCGGGCGCCGGCUGGGCCGGCCUUGCCGCCGCGCACCACCUCGUCAAACAGGGGUACGAUGUCACGCUUCUCGCCGCAGAGGACGGCCCAACCGAGGAGGUUGGCCUCAGAGGAUUCUGGUAUCCGUACCGCAACAUCUUCGCUUUAGUCGAUGAGCUGGGGAUCUCGCCUUUCACGGACUGGAAGAAAGCAGCCUACUAUUCUGCAGAGGGACUUGCGGUUGAAUUCCCCAUAUUUCAUAACCAGCCACGGUUACCAGCUCCCUUUGGAGUCUUUGCAUAUCCAGAGUUCCCUAACCUUACUUUGAUUGAUAGGUUGACAUCAAUUCCUGUCAUAGCUGCAGUCAUUGACUUUGACAACACAGACACUGCUUGGAGGAAAUAUGACUCAAUGACUGCAAGAGAGCUUUUUAAGAUGUAUGGUUGCUCUCAAAGGCUCUACAGGGAAGUCUUUGAGCCAGCUAUUCAGGCAGCCCUGUUUGCUCCUGGUGAGCAGUGCAGUGCAGCUGCAACACUGGGGAUGUUGUACUAUUAUAUGCUGUCUCAUCAGGAAAAUUCUGACUUCUUGCUGUGCCGUGGUGACGUAGAAGAAAAAAUUUUCUCUCCCUGGCUUCAAUCAUUAGAGAUGGAAGGCUUAAAAUUUGUACCAAACAAAGUUCCAUCAAGCUUGACUAUAGAUACGGAUAGUGGAUGCAUCUCUGCUAUUAUCUGUGGUGACGAGAUAUAUAAGGCAGAUGCAUUUGUUUCAGCCAUGGGACUCUCUUCUCUACAGUCCAUUGUCAAAAACAGUCCAUUCCUAUGGUCUCAUCAAGAAUUCACCAAUCUUCUUCACCUGUCUACAGUCGACGUGAUCUCUAUAAAAUUAUGGCUUGAUAAAAAGAUCACAAUUCCAAAUGUUGCGAAUGUAUGUCCCGGUUUUGAUGAUUCAUCCGGCUGGACGUUCUUUGACCUUACCUCAAUAUAUGAUGAUUAUUAUGAAGAACCAAUGACAGUAGUGGAGAUUGAGUUUUAUAAUGCUAGCUGGCUAGUAACUCUAAGUGAUGAUGAUAUUGUCUCUGAAGCUUCAUUGCAUCUUAUCAAGUGCAUACCAGAUUUUGAGGGUGCUACUGUGAUCCAAAAAUCAGUCAGAAGAUCUCCUAAAUCUGUAAUCAACUUUCUUCCAGGUUCCUACAAGUACACACCAAGAGGAUCAACUUCAUUUCCGAAUUUGUUUAUUGCUGGUGAUUGGAUUGUCAACCGACAUGGGUCCUUUUCAAAAGAAAAAGCAUAUGUGACUGGACUUGAGGCCGCUAAUAGGGUGGUAGACUAUUUUGGCACUGGAGACUUUGCCAAAAUAAUUGCAGUUGAAGGAGAAGAGCCUCAUAUAGAGACAUUGCGUAGUCUCAGCAGAAGAGCCAAUGAACUGAAGUCACAGAUUCCACUCUCGGAGUUCUUUCUCCAAUAAUGUGGUUCGGGGUUUUCCAUAUGACUGUUGACCAAUGCCCAUUGUUGUAGGCCCAUAUGUAAAAGUGAAAGUGGCUUGCACAGGAUUAGCUCCUGGUUUCAGGUAGGCUGCAUAUCUCUCUGCGUGUGUAUGAUGUCAAUAUUUAAGUCUAAACAUUUUCUCUCUUGUUGCAUAUUCAGUUAUAAACAAAUUUAAAUAGUAGUGCUGGACCAUAAAUGCAUAAGCAACUUGUUCUGAUUAAACUUGCAUUGUUGCUUGUACUUGCAGUAUUUGUUGAAACACACACACAUAUAUAUACAACCUCUUCCAUCGUUAGACCAGAGAGUUGCCUCAGGUGUAACUUCCCUUCCUCAUCAUUUCCACAAACUCUUCAUAGUCGAUAUUCCCAUCCUGUGAAUUCAGUGGGGGUGAUGAUUAAAUCUAUGCAAAUGGAAUUGGUUAGUCGGAAGAAUAUUCUUACCUUGUCUUUAUCAACUUCGUCUAGUACUUGUUUAAUGCUUGCUUCAUCACCCAUUCCAUACUCUGCCAUGGCUUGUUCCAGUUCGUCUCUUGUUAUGUACCUGCAGUUGUUAUGUAUGUUGUCUCGGGUUAAUCAUACUAAACCUUUUUUGUUUUAUUAAUAAUGAUUUCGACCAAUUGAAACGACAAAGUGAUGGUAGCAUGUAUUGAGCAUUGUUAAUUUUUUAUAUGAAAAAAAUGAGUGGCAUGUAAUUUGCCUUUACAAGUUCUAGCAUUUUUCAAUUGUAUAGCUCUUCAUCAAGGUGGUGCAUGGAAAAUAAAUUAUUUUCCUGGUUGGGCAGAAUUAAUUUUACCCGCUGUUAUCUUUGUCAAAGUAUUGAAAUGCACGGAUUAAAUCCUCCUCCUUUUCCAAUUUAUGUUUAUUCAUCAUGGCAGUAAGGAACUCUGUGUAAUCAAUGCUGCCACUCUUGUCCACGUCAACCUGCACCAACGUAUGAUUAUUGAAGCAUUUCAUAUACUUAACUUAGUGAAAGACUGGAAAUGAAACGAAAUAAGCAAUCUUACUGCUUCCAUAAGCUUCUGAACUUCUGCUUCACUAAUCUUCGAUCCAAGCUUUGUCAGUCCUUCCUUCAGUUCUUCAACUGUGAUCGUGCCACUCUUGUCUGUAUCCAUGUUAUUGAACAUCUGCUUCAAUCCCUUUAUCUCCUCUGGCGAUAGGUUCUCCGCGAUUACCUUACCAUGGAAGGAGACAAUCUGUCAACUCAAUUUGACACAGGCGAAGAAGUAGUUAUUCUUCUUGACCGCGCUAUGGAUAGGUCUGUCUGGUGCAUCUUUGAGCCACGGAUGCUCUGCACAGAGUACUCAUUCAUUUGUUUGGGAUGAAAUAUGAACCAUACAGAUGCAGAUGAAGUCUGCAUUCAUAGCUGAAGUGAUAUAUGAACAGGCAGUUGAAGAGUGAUACAUAUGGAGGGCCACGGGGUGGAGCUCAAAUCAAGCUGGCCGACCAGUAUAGCGUCAAAUAUGCCCUUCUCUGUUUCUGCUCGGAUAUGUGCAAAUACUGACAAUUAGCCUCUAAUAUUGCUGAGGUAAUGUAGUAAGUAUGUUAGGAUGCAGAUGUCUGAACACUCACCUGCCCAGAAAGGCGGUGACCCACACAGAAGAAUGUAUAAGAUCACUCCGGCGCUCCACACAUCAAUUUCUUUGCCGUAAUUCCGGCGCAGUACCUCUGGCGCCACGUAGUAUGCACUCCCCACAAUGUCCUUGUAAACUUUACCUGCAUUGGUUGUCUAUAUGAUUAGGUUUAUUGCUAAGGCCUGUGAACUA